This is a messenger RNA of Gamsiella multidivaricata, 705 nucleotides long. Its product is annotated as nidulans chitin deacetylase. NCBI's taxonomy places the organism in Eukaryota, Fungi, Mortierellomycota, Mortierellomycetes, Mortierellales, Mortierellaceae. Gene Ontology annotation, molecular function: hydrolase activity, acting on carbon-nitrogen (but not peptide) bonds. Bases 1 to 705 code for a protein of 234 amino acids. Gene Ontology annotation, biological process: carbohydrate metabolic process. The transcript is spliced from 2 exons. The record is from RefSeq and is a predicted model, not a curated record.
AUGAACGACAAAUCAGGGCAUCAAACCUCGACACAAAACAUUAUUCAUAAACGCAACAUGGAUGGAAUCAUCACCAGCUGCACAGUUCCCAACACAGUUGCCUUGACAUUCGACGAUGGUCCUUACUACUACACACCUCAAUUGCUCGAUUACUUGGACUCCUGGGGUGUCAAGGCGACAUUCUUUAUGAAUGGGGACAGCGUCGGCAAAAUUGAGAAGUUCAAGGACGUUGUGGAGCGGGUGUACAAUGACGGACACCAGAUUGCGUCACAUACCUGGGGCCAUGCAGACUUGAGCUUGUUAUCUUUGCACGAGAUCGCCUUCCAGAUGACUCGACUCGACACUGCCCUGAAGGACAUAAUUGGUGUGCGUCCAGUGUACAUGCGUCCUCCCUACGGAAGCGUCAACGACGUGAGCCUGGAUUACCUGAACAGUAAAGGAUACAAGAUCAUCAAGUGGACAAUUGACACAAACGAUUGGAAACACGACGGCGAUGCCACAGCAUCGAUGGGCCCGUACGAAGAAGCGCUGUCGAGCUUCGACGCACAUGACAGGGGGUUUAUUUCGCUUAUGCACGACACACAUCCAACAACGGUCGCUCAUUUGGUACCUGCGGCCAUCCAGUACGCACACGACCGUGGCUUCAAGAUGGUGACCGUAGGCGAAUGCUUGGGCUAUCCGCGGAGCAAGUGGUACAGAAACUAG